AUGAAUUUCACCCGGGCAGAGUAUCUGAAUGGACAUAUGGCGAUUCAUGCCGGUAGGAAGCCGUUUUCUUGUCCGAAAUGCACAGCAAAUUUCACCACGUCAAGGAAUCUGCAUAGACAUAUGAAGAUUCAUACCGAUGAGAAAUCGUAUCCUUGUUCGGAAAAGGAUGAAAGAAUUUAG
This is a messenger RNA of Loa loa (African eye worm), 180 nucleotides long. RefSeq lists its product as hypothetical. The coding region runs from base 1 to 180 and encodes 59 amino acids. NCBI's taxonomy places the organism in Eukaryota, Metazoa, Nematoda, Chromadorea, Rhabditida, Onchocercidae. The transcript has a single exon. The record is from RefSeq and is a predicted model, not a curated record.